UAAGAGAAAUUUUGUUUUACAAUAAAAGAAUUACAGUCCACCUGCGAUUGGUUCAAGGUCCCGUACAAACUACAUUUUGUCUUAUGAGCACUAUAGUUACACACAGUACGAUACUACAGUCGAACUAAGCAGUACAUUAUAACGGUUGAAUAUUCUACCUGUACGAUACGAAAAAAUGAUGAAUAUCAAGACCAUUCUUUUACUUAGUCUAGCGGCGUAUGCUUUGUGUGGCGAUAAUAAAUUACCGGAAAAUGAACUAGACUUAAAAAACCAAAAAAUUGACUCUGAAGUUUCAAUUUCAGCGCCACCGAAAAGUGAAUUUGAUGAUGCUAAAGCUAAGGCUAUGGAAUAUUUGUUCAAAGAAGCUUUAUCAUGUACCAUAGAUAACAACACUAGAAAAAAACCUAGUAAUAUUCGGUGGACUGAUUUUGCAACAUUCGCAAUUAUUGUCGAUAAGAAUGUUUUAAAUACAGUGAAUGGUUUAUGUAAAGAAAACCACAAACAAAUGCAAUAUUAUUAUAGUUUAGAUUUUGCAAAAUUUAAGGAACUUGUUGGACACAUUUGCAAAGAAAAAAGUAUAACCGUACAAGAAUUUGCUGAAGCUAUAAAAAAGGAACGGGAUGAAAGGAAAUAAAUUUCAUCUAUACGUAACGCAAAAUAUGAAUCCGAUGAUGACUCUUGAUGACUUCUUAUCUUACUAGUAUAAUAAUAAUAAGUUUAAAUUUUGUUUAAGCAUAUCAACGUUAAUACGCCUUAUACGGAGCCAGUUAUGGCAUAGAAGACUUUUUAUCUGAUUUGUAUAAUGUUUGAUUAUUAUACAUAUUAUGUUUAAAUUUGCUUAAAUUUUUCUAAAAAUGUUUCAAAA
Messenger RNA from Adelges cooleyi (spruce gall adelgid), 865 nucleotides. RefSeq lists its product as uncharacterized. NCBI's taxonomy places the organism in Eukaryota, Metazoa, Arthropoda, Insecta, Hemiptera, Adelgidae. The coding region runs from base 176 to 634 and encodes 152 amino acids. The record is from RefSeq and is a predicted model, not a curated record. The transcript is spliced from 5 exons.